AUUUAGGUAGUUAUAUCUAGCUACGAAUCUUUAAGAUAGAUUUUCAUAUAAAUACACAGUUCUUUCCUCCAAAUAUCUUACUUGAAUCAAUCAUCGCUCUAACCAGAAUACAGUAUUUGCAACAUAUAAUAGCUUAUGAAAAAGACUCCCUGGCGAAGGUACCUAAGUUAUUCGUAAAUACUAAACCUCAUGGCUGGACACAGAAAUACUACAAUUUGUAAAGGGAAAUUUCCCGGCCACAUAGGGGCCAACAGCGAGGGUGUGAAUAAAGAGAAAAUAAAUGAGAGUCAUGUCACGAGGUGGAACGAAACAAUGUCUCAUCUAGAAUCCUGACAAGUCAUAUGAACCUGCUCAUGCCGACCUUUGAGCCCGUCAAAUACGCGACUCUUCCUCAAGAGUCUACCGAAGCUAAUGGAUCAUCCACCCUUAGUUAUAACUGUGAAUCCUCCUUCAAUCUAGACUGCCGAUCGACGCCGCGGACCCCAAUCAGUGACAUUCUCAUCCAUCCUGACAGCGAGGAUGUUAGUCCCGAGAAGCAUGACACAGAGAGCAAGCAAAUCCAGAAUAGUUUGUUGUUUGAUCUCAGUAUAUGCAAUGAGAUUUUGCUUGAACGGGAUGCUCUCACUGAACACAGCGCUGUUAUAGAGAUUGAAAACAAUGUGAUCGACCUCGACAAGAUUAACGCCGAGCCUAGCCCCCGAAUCAAUCACUCUUUGAAGCAAGUUGAUGCUAUUUUUGAGAACGUCCCGAGUCCAAAUAGAGAGGUAGAUUCAUCCUCGUAUCCUUGUAUGACCGAGGCAACGCCCAUCAGCAGUAUCCGUCUCCAUCAAGUGUGCGGCAAGAGAUGCCACAACACUAUUUACCGAUGGAAGCGAGGAUCUGAAAUCACAUUCAACGUGGAUUGUCAUAGUUUUAGAUCCAACAUUGAGUACGCAAGAAUGGCCAACGAGACUCUGGAUGCUGCGGUCGAAAAAUGGAAUAAGGGACGGUUCGGUGUACGGUUCAAGAGAGUUCAGGAUCACGAAGAAGCUGUCUUCCAACUCAUUUACUCAGCGGGUGGUGGAGAUGCCCUAGCAACCGCCUUCCUCCCCAACACGGCGCCGAUUGGGCGGCGGUUGGUGAUAUAUGAACAGGCUUUCAUAGAGGUGAAUGGCCGGUAUGAUCUGAUGACCAACCUUUUCUGCCACGAACUGGGACACAUCCUAGGUUUGCGACAUGAGCACGCUCAAGAAAAGGAGGCCCGCUAUCCGUCCGUACAGUGGGGCGACUCUAACCCCUUUUCUAUCAUGAACGACGACUUGACACUAGACGAAUUUUGCAUUCACGAGAACGACUAUACCGAAGUGAAGCAGUUUUACAAAGCUUGCGCCACUUACAACAAAUAUACUAUCGUGGAUGUGGAUGCGAAGCCCUAUGCCCUUUACUGCUGUCGCUGCCUCCACUGCCGCAGUGUUUAACCAGCUUCCUAUAGCAAGUCUAUAUUGUCACGAGGUGGAACGAAACAGUAUGGAAACAACUUCGUUGUUCCGCAAGGAACUCUAGACUAUCUAUGAAGAUCUUUCGUCUAUACAUACUGAACAGUUCCUUUGUUCUAGAUGUCUCAUCUAGAACCCUGACAUAUAUCGCAUCUUACCCUAACUUGGAGCGCUUGACUUAGCGACUUGCAGGUAGCUCUUGGGAAGACUUCCAAUGAAAGUUACGCACGAGAAUUGCCGUGACUAUCGUUUAGCGGCUGGUGGUAAGAGCUAUGGCUCUCAUCUAAUAGAAGCCUCUGUAUUUCUCUGCUUCUAGGAAGUACUUUUAGGCUAAUACGUCGAGGGAUAGAUGAUACUAUCUCAAGUACUCACUUAUAUAUCUAUAUACCAUCGCUAGCGCUUCAAGCGGGGUUAUGGGCUGAAAUUUGAGCUCUCCUGGUUACGAUAGAUAAUCUCUAGGGUUAUUUUAUACUAGAAACAAUGAAGUGGUCGUAUCUAGGGACCAUCCAGACGGAGUAGUAUUGAUAUAUUUGGCUUUAAAAGUAGAUUCUGUCAAUGUCUGGGGAUAUUUACUGGGUACAUGGAUGUCAUUUUUGCAUGAUUAUGUAUUUUCAAUGAAGA
Molecule: messenger RNA, 2096 nt
Organism: Daldinia loculata
Lineage: Eukaryota; Fungi; Ascomycota; Sordariomycetes; Xylariales; Hypoxylaceae
Exons: 4
Coding region: 342-1457 (371 amino acids)
Biological process (GO): proteolysis
Cellular component (GO): extracellular matrix
Molecular function (GO): zinc ion binding; metalloendopeptidase activity
Source: RefSeq, a predicted model, not a curated record